AUGAAUGUGAAAUUUGAUAUUACAAUUGUCAAUAUCAUUAUUGGUGCCUUCUACAGGGUCGAGAGAAACCAAGAGGCUAAGGAUUUGUUUGCUGCUAUUCCAGCCAAUGGCUUGGUUCCUAAUGUUGUUACCUACACCAUAAUGAUGACAAAUCUUAUAAAAGAGGGUUCAGUGGAAGAAGCUGACAAUCUUUUCUUAUCGAUGGAGAAGAGCGGCUGUACUGCCAACUCUUGCCUGUUAAAUCAUAUCAUCAGAAGGUUACUGGAAAAAGGAGAGAUAGUCAAGGCUGGAAAUUAUAUGUCUAAAGUUGAUGCAAAGAGCUACUCACUUGAAGCUAAAACUGUUUCACAGCUGAUCUCUCUGUUUUCAAGGAAAGGGAAAUAUAGAGAACACAUCAAAUUGCUCCCUACAAAGUAUCAGUUUCUGGAAGAAGCAGCCACAGUUGAAUAG
Messenger RNA from Triticum turgidum subsp. durum (durum wheat), 450 nucleotides. Lineage: Eukaryota; Viridiplantae; Streptophyta; Magnoliopsida; Poales; Poaceae. The record is from the annotation of a GenBank genome assembly.